ACAUCGCCACCAAUCUAUUACAUUUAAGUAUCCAUUGCUUGUCAAAUUUGACGUUUUCUGCAAGCAGCCAGCAAGAAAGAAAUCGGCGAGCAAUUAUAUUUACCGAAACGUACAAAACGACGACAGUAUGGGUAAUGCUUAUGCACGUGCCAUUAAGCCAGAUGUAACGCCUGGCCCUGAUUGUGUGCCCACAUUCGAUCCAAUGUUGGGUUUCGAAUCACGCAAGGAGCGUGUCAUGAUAGCGACUGUCGAAGAGAUGGAAUCUGCUAAAUUGCCACUAGAAGAUCGUGACUACUGUGCACACAAGCUGCUUAAAUACCGUGCAUGCCGUGCUGAUACCUUCCCCUUUGUAUACAAAUGUCAUCAUGAGAAACAUGACUAUUUAACAUGCGAAUACGAGGACUACGUGUUGCGUAUGAAGGAGUUUGAACGCGAGCGAAGAUUGCGCGAACGCCAAAAGCAGAUCGAGAAGCAGGGUGCUUAGAAUUUAGGAUAUUAAAUGCUUAAAAAAGUUUUGUUAUACAAAUGUGAUGGCAGUUGAUUGCGGGUAUGAAAUACGCCUAUAUGGAAACACAUUUCGUUUAAACACAACUUGUAAUGUUAUUAUUUUCUAGUUCUGCGCUGUUACUAAAAUUACUGCUUGGACCGCUAAAUAACUUGCACGGUGUCACUUUCAUUUUUCAAGCAAAUAGUCAAUGAAAAUAUAUUCUAUAAAUAAAGCGGAAUUAAACAAACGA
Molecule: messenger RNA, 737 nt
Organism: Bactrocera tryoni
Lineage: Eukaryota; Metazoa; Arthropoda; Insecta; Diptera; Tephritidae
Gene: ND-B18
Product: NADH dehydrogenase [ubiquinone] 1 beta subcomplex subunit 7
Exons: 2
Coding region: 128-484 (118 amino acids)
Cellular component (GO): mitochondrion
Source: RefSeq, a predicted model, not a curated record